This is a messenger RNA of Spirodela intermedia, 3470 nucleotides long. The record is from the annotation of a GenBank genome assembly. NCBI's taxonomy places the organism in Eukaryota, Viridiplantae, Streptophyta, Magnoliopsida, Alismatales, Araceae.
AUGGAGGCGGGGGAGUUGGAGGCCGAGAAGCACGCCCGCUACAUUCUCUCAGUGGAGAAGGUUGGUUUUCCUCGAAGAUCGCUGUUCUCAGUGCACGAUUGGCGUAGAGUUGAGGAUAUCAAGAGCGUAUUCUUGUUCCUCUUCUCCUUAUCUUCUUCUUUUUGGGUUUCUCUUAAUCCCGCAUCGCUUAAUCGCGGAUCACGGCAUACAGAGGAAGGAUGAUCUGGAGUCGAUAGUGAUCGAGCACCUGCGGAUGAACGGGGCUUAUUGGGGCCUCACCACCCUCGAUCUCCUCCACCAGCUCGGCGCCCUCGACCGCAACGAAGUCGUCUCUUGGGUCUUGAAGUGUCAACACGAGUCUGGUUCAUACCAUUAACACCCCUUUCGCUCAGCGUAUCUAAUCGUGGUCGAAGCUUUCUGUAACCUCACCUUCUUUCUUUUGCUGGAGAAGGGCAAUUGUAACGCCGAAAUUGUGAAAUACAAGCCUGAUCUCUCUUCACAUGUUCUUGUAUUCUCCGUCUGUCUUCAGGUGGCUUCGGUGGGAAUGUGGGUCACGAUGCUCAUAUACUGUACACCCUCAGUGCCGUGCAGGUGCUGGCGCUGUUGGACAAUCUAGACGUUCUAGAUGCGGACAAGGUUUCGAAUUGUAUCCUCAAAUAUCGUAAGAUCGAACAUAUAACUAAUCUUUAUAUGUAUUUUUUUCCAUCCGCAUCCUCCAGAGUGUUUGAGACGGCCAUAUUAUUUGUCUCGUUCUUAUGGCUUGUGUGAAUGUUUUGAGAUUGAUUCUCUUGGGUGAGAAAAUCACUUGUCCAGGAUCAGUUCUUCAAUACAGUUUCACCUAUAGCAAAUUUGAAAUAGCUAAGGAGAUCAUGAAACCCCUUCUUUUGAUGUAUCCAUGGAGUUGAAUUGCCUUGAAAUGUUGUUUUUUUCGAGUAGUUGGUACUUGGAAUCAAAGAUUCUGGAUCUAUCCAUCGGUUUAUCUCAUUUUCUGUGACUGUUCUGGCCAGGCAUUCCUUGCACCUAUUAUCAGAACCUCGGUUCUGCAACUCAGCUACACUUUCCAGUGUAUUAAGUUUGUGAAAUAUGCUGAAAUAAUGCUAUGCUCUUGAGAUGAACGGUAAACUAAAUAUUAGCCGGGGAAAGUGAGACUGGGUCUUUCCACAAAUUUUGCUCAUUGUUUCUUCAUUUAGCAAAUAAUUAUCACGAGUUAUUGGAUGGGUUUUGAUAAGAGACUGGGUGCUGGGGGGAGGCUUUUGGUGGGCCUAAUGCCCAAUUUAUUAGAUUAAAUCAUCUUUGGGUCAGCGUUUCUACGCCCUCAGUUUCUCCUUCCAUCACCCUCUAUGCCUAUCUAAAAAUAACCCAUCUCUAUUGCUACUAACUUCAUUUGCUGGGGGCGGAAGUCGUAUAUCAAGGAGAAGGUUAGAUUUUAUUCAGUCUUGUUGAAGAAGGACGUUGCUGCUCGAACAGUAGUAUGUGAAUUCCAUGAAAGAUGUGGAAGAACCAAUGGAUGGUCCAUCUACCAUCAAGGAGAUCAUGGUUUGCUGCUUUAGGUAAUUGGGUGAUUUGAAACCCUUGAGAUGUCAAUCUUGCAGAAUGAUGCCUAGAGACCAGAUCAAAAGAUUUCCCUGAAGCAACAGACUUGCGUUUCUAGUACUGUGAGAUAAUGCUAUUCAUUGAACAUCUUCUGACUAGCAGUUUUCGACCAUAGGGCAUCUUUCGUUGUAGGCUUUUUACUGCAAAGAUUAGCUUUGAAUCAUAUCCUCAUUAAAGAUAUUUGCUUAUCUCAUUAUGUCUUUCCACCCUUUUUAUUGAUGUUCUAUGUGAAGGGCUUUCCGUUUAGUGGCUUAAGUGCAUGCGCGCCUUAUAAAUGCUGUAUGCCAGGUUCUGACCAGUGAAGUAAUUCAGGGUCGCUUUUCUACUGCGCUUUCUUGACUUGAUGAGCAUGGUUCUUAGUAUCAUGUUCUUGGCUCAAAAGCCCCUCCCGCAGUUUUGUUUUUUGGUUUCACUUAAAUUCUCAUAGAUGUUACGGGGCUUCAAAAUGAAGAUGGAUCCUUCUCAGGUGAUGAAUGGGGUGAAAUCGACACCAGGUUCUUGACACCGUUUUUUUUCCUAUUAUGUUAACGUGUAUAUUUAUUUAAUUAAAUGUUUUACGUUUAAUGUUUUAUUAAUUGUAGGUUCUCUUACUGUGCAAUUUGUUGCCUCUCACUGCUGCACCGCAUGGAUAAGAUCAAUGUUGCCAAGGCUGUAAGCUAUGUUGUAAGCUGCAAGAAUCUGGAUGGAGGUUUUGGGUGCGUUCCCGGGGCGGAGUCUCAUGCAGGCCAAAGUAUGUCUUCCUCCGCUAAGAAUCAUCAUGCAUAACAAUAAAUAAACUUCUGAUUUAUAUGAUAGAUAUGGCGGAGGCAAUCUAUUAAAGAAAACCCAGAAGGUCGGGAAGAAAGUUUGAAUCAGGGGCUCCACCUCAUAUCUUCUAGUUAUUUCAAAAGACGUGCAUUGGGGUGCCAUUUCUCGAUUGUUAUAUUUUUCAGCCUUCACCAUUGUUGUUUCUUUUUGUAUUUAUGAAAAUAAUUACCCUUUAUAAUACUUUGUUAAAUUAUUUUUGCUUAAAACCGGCGUUUGUUUCAUGUUUUUCCAAAGAAAAUUUUAUUUAUGAUUUAUGAUUCUUUCAGCUCUUUUCAGCGAAUAGUAAUUGCAUUUUAAAAACAACCCAAUUAUAUUUUUUUUCAAUCAUUCGUGUGACUAGAAUUGGUGUUUAUCUGCCUGCAUUGUCCAGAAGAAAAUUCAUCAUUUUUCUGCAGUUUUCUGUUGCGUCGGCGCUCUGGCAAUAACGGGCUCCCUGCACCAUGUCGACAAGGACCUUCUUGGAUGGUGGCUGUGUGAGCGGCAGGUCAAAUCCGGAGGUCUGAAUGGGCGCCCCGAGAAGCUCCCUGAUGUAGGAGGAGGACCUCCUUCUUUCUUUACCUCAAAUAGGCUGUGCCGCAGAUCUUCUUUCUUUACCUCAUUGUUUCCCUACCUCAGGUUUGCUAUUCGUGGUGGGUUCUUUCAAGCCUGAUAAUGAUCGACCGGGUGCACUGGAUUGACAAGGACAAGCUGGCGAAGUUCAUCUUGGACUGCCAGGUCAUCACCCAGGCCGACGACAUCUCUCUCCCUCGCCCUUGAGAAAAAAGUCCACUUUUUUUAUUUAUUGAUAGUUUCUCAUCUUCCAGGACAAGGAGAAGGGUGGGAUUUCAGAUCGGCCGGACGACGCCGUCGACAUCUUCCACACCUAUUUCGGGGUCGCAGGUACAUAGCGUUGACCUCUGUUGACUCUAUGCCUGGGUCGCUGAAUCGGGAUUUUGACCGGGGUUGGUUCCUCAGGGCUCUCUCUGUUGGAGUACCCGGGAGUGAAGCCCGUUGACCCUGCCUACGCGUUGCCCGUUGAAACUGUCAACGGGAUUUUUCUGGAGAAAAGAAGGGUGGCGUCGUCGCAGUGA